Molecule: messenger RNA, 1745 nt
Organism: Phalaenopsis equestris
Lineage: Eukaryota; Viridiplantae; Streptophyta; Magnoliopsida; Asparagales; Orchidaceae
Product: chaperone protein dnaJ 16-like
Source: RefSeq, a predicted model, not a curated record
AGUUCCUGAAACGUUGAAUUUUGGAAUUGUCGGCCGGGGGGGCAUGAAUCUGUACGGAUAGCUGUUUCUUCCUCCCGUCCAAAUUCUCACCCCUUGUGUCGUUCUGAGCCCCGCCGGCCGCCGGCUAAUCCCUUGAUACAUAAAAUCCCUCGCUUCCUCUCCAGAGCUGUACGCCCUCAUCGGCGUCUCGCUUACAUCGAUCUACCUUUCAUCUUAUUGACCUCCUUCCCCCCGCGAUUGAAUUCGAAAUGAUAGAUCGGCGGGGCCCUGAGUUCCGUUGCCGAUCCAUGCCAUUCAUGAAGGAUCCGUAGCGAACGAGGGCUUUUUGGAGUUCCACGGCUUGAUUUUGCAUCGUCUUUCUCUCUGUGAGAGAAUGCCGGCGACGGGGUUCUCUUCGAAGCCGGAGAAGAAGGGGGAUGCUGCGGCGAAGCAACAGCAGCAGCGGAGAGAUCCCUAUGAAGUUCUUGGCGUCGCUCGUAACUCCACGGAUCAGGAGAUCAAAAGCUCAUAUCGGCGAAUGGCCCUCAAUUGCUUUACUUUGAGCAGGAAGUUAACGGCGGGCUCAGCCUUGCAUUACAGGAAGACAGUAGAAAAACUGGAAAGAUGUCCUCCGCUGGCAUGUUUUUUCUUUGUUUUCCAGUUUACCGGUUUGAUCAGACUAAAUCUAUGGCAGUUGUUAAGGAUCCCGAUGCUGCCUUUUUCAGAAAAUUAGAUGGAUUUCAGCCUUGUGAAAUAAAUGAACUGAAAGCUGGGAGGCAUAUCUUUGCUGUUUAUGGUGACAAUUUUUUCAAGAGUGCUACUUACACCAUAGAGGUUUUAUGUGGGGAAGCCUUUUCCACCGAGAAGGAAAAACUUCGGGAUGUGGAAGCUAAGAUAUUAGCCAAAAGAUUAGAACUGUCUAAGUUUGAGAGUGAAUAUCGAGAGGUUUUGGCACAGUUUACUGAUAUGACAAAAAGAUAUGCACAUGAAGCCGAGGAAAUAGACGGGCUUCUAAAAAAAAGAAACACGGUUCAUGCUUCUUACUCCACCAAUCCUCCUCUAUCGUGGAGCUCCAGUAGCAGCAAGGUAAGAUCUUCCUUCAAGGGAUCUAUGGCAGAAGAAAAUCCAGCGAAGGAGAAGAAGUCAAGAGAUCGUCCAAGAAAGAAGAAAUGGUUCAAACUCCACCUGAAAGUCGACAAGCAGAAACCAUGCUGAAGGUAUAGUAAUGUUUCCAUCAUUCAUGACCUGUAAUUUUCACUCCAUCUGCCUUCUUUCCCUGCAAUGUUCUUGUCAAAUAUUUGUUAAAGUUUUCUACAGCAGCAGCAGCAGCACCCUGUAGAGGCACCAUUUUUUCUUUAUUUACUUCCUAGUUUCCCUCAUGACAUUAUUUUGUGCAAAAGGUUCUGCAACUUUUUUAAGGCAUCGGAUCGGUGGUUUCUGCUUGGGCUGACAAUUUCCUGUUUUUGUUAUUAUUUAGCCAUAGGCAUAUCAUCAUCAGCUUUAUCAUAACCGUCAGAGAUUACAAGUUAAUUAGGGAAUGUGCUAUUUAUAUGCUCAUGUUAAGAAAUGUGAUGUACAGAGAGGAUCAUGUUUCAGUUAAUUAUUACUAGCUGUUUCCAGAUUCCUUCCUCAAACCAGUCUUCAGGAACUCUGCUCGCUUUAAGAGUUAUAUUUACCAUUUUUUUUAUUUUAAUUAAGCAACAAUAUGAUGUUGAGAAUAACUUUUGAGAUAUGUACCACUUAAAUUAGCUGAAAUUCACUCCUUA